This is a messenger RNA of Rotaria sp. Silwood2, 1173 nucleotides long. The record is from the annotation of a GenBank genome assembly. NCBI's taxonomy places the organism in Eukaryota, Metazoa, Rotifera, Eurotatoria, Philodinida, Philodinidae.
AUGGCAAAAGCGAAAUCACCUCAGGAAAACCUCGCCAAUUCUCGAUAUACAGACUUGGUUGGAGAACCUGUUGCACGUUUUCUCUCACCAAUUAAAGGUUACGAAUCUACUCCACUCCUCUCACUCGAACAAGCCGUAGCUCCUAUUACACAUUUUUUUGAUUGUAUCGAAGAAAAUGUAUGGGUGGCCAAAGAAAAUUCUAAAACUCCUUCGGAUGGUCUUAGUGUAGAAGAAUCAGCAGCAAUCCAUUUGUAUACGAUGCAAUUUGAUUCAAAUCCAAGUUUCUAUCAACUUCUUAAUUCAACACUUCGAGGUGAAAAUCGCGAUGACCUCAAGCCAUGGUUUUCUUAUCUUAAAUUAUUUAUGACGGCUCUUCACAAACUUCCAUCUCAUCCUCAGAUCAUUUGGCGCGGUGUGCGUGGUGCUGAUCUAAGUAAGCAGUACCCAACUGGAACCAAAUUUGCAUGGUGGGGUGUAAGCUCAUGCACGACCAAUGUUGAAGUCCUUCAGGCAGAAACAUUUUUAGGCAGAAAAGGCAUGAGAACUUUAUUUUCGAUUGAAAGUAUGAAUGGAAAAUCAAUCGCUCCACAUUCAUAUUUCAAAGAUACAGAAAAAGAAAUCGUACUGAUGCCUGGUACUUAUUUCGAAGUGAUCGGACAAUUGAAUCCAGCAGAUGAUCUGUAUAUUAUUCAAAUGAAAGAAUUAGAACCACCAUUUCCAUUCGUUAAACCACCGUUUAAAAGGGAAUCAGUUACACCAAAUGUGUCAAAGCCUUCUGAUAGUAUCGCAUCACCAUCAACCAUUUCUGCACCGGUACCUCAGUCAAUGCCACAAGUUAGCUCAAACGAAAGUGCCAGUUCCACAAUAACAGCGACAAAAGUUGAGCAAACGCCGCCGCCUCCGCCUCCUAAGCCAGCCAAAGUUCGCAUUAUCAGCUCGACAAUGUCACCACCAAUGCAAGAAGCCGUAAUUAAUAUCAUUCGAGAGGCUAUUGAUGAGGGAACGGACGCAGAAGACAUCAAAUUAAUUAUUAAAAGUGACCUUGUCCAACGCUACGGUGGAAUCUGGUGGCCUAACAUAAAUGACACUCCAAUUUCUUACAAACCUAUAGGUGGAAAUCCUUUCCUAUCUGUCAAAAUUGGCCAAUAUAACGUGACAGUUCUUCGGAAUUAA